Molecule: messenger RNA, 3096 nt
Organism: Oryzias melastigma (Indian medaka)
Lineage: Eukaryota; Metazoa; Chordata; Actinopteri; Beloniformes; Adrianichthyidae
Gene: miga2
Product: mitoguardin 2
Exons: 16
Coding region: 210-1985 (591 amino acids)
Biological process (GO): mitochondrial fusion
Source: RefSeq, a predicted model, not a curated record
ACAUACAGUGCGGCUUAUCCUGACGGUGACACGGGAAUGUCCUCUGACGUCUUGUGCGCUCCGGGUAUGUGAGAAGGAUUAUCUUAUUAGUUGAACGUAAGGUGAGCUGAACACAAAGCCGUCGCCGAAGCCCCUGAGGGGAACUCUCACUUUGGGUUGAUGUGAAAGACUUUGAAGAACUUCUCCCUGGAGGCUUUUCCAAUCUCGACAUGUCUCUCAAACAAUCAGAGGGCGUGUCCAUCGCCCAGGCUUUGGCUAUGACUGUAGCUGAGAUACCAGUCUUUCUGUAUUCCACAUUUGGGCAGUCGAUAUUUUCCCAGCUAAAGCUUUCCCCAAGUUUGAAGAAAGUCCUGUUUGCUACAGCCCUCGGCAGUGUGGCUUUAGCUCUUACUGCCCAUCAGCUGAAAAGGCGAGGGAGAAAAAGGAAGCAGGCAGCACAAGCGAAGGAAGGCCAGAGAGUAGUGGGAAUACCUGAAGCGCUGCUGAAGACAGGAAGACCAUCAUCGUUAAAAAGAGGUCCAUUUACUGGUCGACAAAUGAUGAGCCCCAGCUCCCGUAGCAACGACACCAUGAGUGGUAUUUCCUCCCUGGCUCCCAGCAAACACUCCAGCUCCUCACAUAGCCUGGCAUCUACUCGAGUCCCAAAUUCUCCAAACCAGUCCGCUAAUCCACUCACCCCCUUGGAGGCCCAGUUGGUGAUGGAAGAAACGGGGACAGUAGAAGAUGCAAACGCAGAAAACCUGUAUUUGAUGGGGAUGGAGCUGUUUGAGGAAGCGCUACGAAAAUGGGAGCAAGCCCUUAACAUUCGUCAUCACACCCAGUCAACCUCCAGCAACAACAGCCUCGCCCUGCAGGGGGCGGCAUGCAGUGAAUCUCCCACGGCUGAAACACAUAACAAAGUGUUAGCUGAGAAGCUGGAGACGCUGCUGCACAGGGCGUACCACCUGCAGGAGGAUUUCGGCAGCGGCAUCCCUACAGACAGUGUGCUGGCAGAAUUCGAGAGUGAAGGGACUCUUAUCCUGCCACAAGUGGAGAGUUUCUACAGACUGCAAGAUGACGACGCGACCACCGUUAGCUCUGAUGACUCCUUUUUCUCAGCUGCAGAGAUCUUUGAUAACAUGACUCUAGACGAGCUCUACCCGCCCAUGAGGCCGGCAGCUCUUUAUGAAGAAGCCUUAACUCUGGUCCAUGAAGGCAAAGUCCCGUAUAGAUCUCUGAGAACUGAAUUGCUUGAAUGUUACGGUGACCAAGACUUCCUCGCCAAGCUUCACUGUGUGAGACAAGCAUUCCAGGUCCUUUUGCUAGAUGAAAGUCACCGCACAUUUUUUAUGGAGACCGGGAAGCAGAUGAUUGUCGGGUUGAUGGUAAAGGCAAACAAGAGCCCCAAAGCGUUUCUGGAAAGCUAUGAAGACAUGCUGCUUUACACUCAGAGGGAGGAAACGUGGCCCGUUACAAAGAUGGAGCUGGACGGUCGAGGGGUGGUGUGCAUGAACUUUUUCGACAUUGUGUUAGAUUUCAUCCUAAUGGAUGCGUUUGAAGAUCUCGAGUGCCCUCCCUCUUCUGUCGUGGCCGUGCUGAGGAACCGCUGGCUGUCUGACAGCUUUAAAGAGACGGCUCUGGCAACGGCUUGCUGGUCUGUCCUAAAAGCAAAAAGGCGUCUUCUUAUGGUUCCGGAUGGGUUCAUCUCCCACUUUUAUGCCAUAUCGGAACAUGUUAGCCCGGUCUUAGCGUUUGGGUUUUUGGGGCCUCGUCAGCAUCUGAGUGACGUUUGCACGAUUUUCAAACAACAGAUCGUCCAGUACCUUAAGGACAUGUUUGAUCACGACAAGGUCCGCUUCACCUCAGUGCAGUGUCUGGCUGAGGACAUCCUGAAGCUUUCCCACAGGAGGAGUGAGAUCCUACUGGGGUACCUGGGCAUAGACAGCCUUCUAGAUCUGAACGGUGCCCUCCCCAGAGGCAUCGAGGCCUCCCCAGGUGCCAGCUAGGGUCUUCAUUUGGCUAACAUGUAUGGAGGACAAGGAAAAAAGCAACUCUUGGACUUUACAAGUGUGGAUUCCAGCUUCUGUGAUGCGCCGAGAACCGGCAUCAUUCGUCUGCGUUCGCCCGACUCCUCUGCUGCUCCGGUCCUGGUACGAAUGAGUGAAGCCGUUCGGAUCACGUGAUCCCACCCUUCCCUUUUGUUGCUGCUUUGUUGCAUCUCGAGAAUGCAGACCAUAAUCAUACAUAAUCGCAGACGUGUGAGGACUUGCCUCUGCCUUGUUGAGUAAUUGUAAGAAAAACAAGUCACUUCCAACUUCAGCCUUCUGCAACCGCCCUUCACGAGACCAGCCUUUAACGUGUUUAUCAUGGAAGCAGAUGGAAUUCAUUAGUUCUCCCUUUUAAAAAAAUAGACAUGUUUUAUACUGUUAACGGAAGGAAAUGUGUUAAAUUGAUCAAAUUAUUAAGUUUCAUGUACAAAUGAAGGUUCGGUUUUCCCUCUUAGAUGCUUUGUUUUUUUCUAUUUUGAUAUCAUUUUAAAGAAAAAUCUGUUUGAAGGAACACCUGAGACAGUCUCCCAGCAGACUCAGAAGGUGAUAUGUACCUUGAAAUACGUCAAUGUGUUCAACUUCUGGGCUUAAAUUCUCCAACUUGCUGUGAUUUAAAUGGGACCUCUUUUCUACCUCUGAGGUUUUAAAGAGCAUCCUUUAUAACUGAAGUCAAUAUCUGUUUUUUUUUAUGUCACUUCAACCCAUUUAAUGUUUAUUGAAACUUCACGUGAAGACAUUUGCUUGUGCAGGUUGUCAAUGUUUUCAUCAAGUUGUCUGGUUAAAAAAAAGAAAAGGAAAUCUGUGCAGCAUUUUCAAAUUCAUUGGAAACGCCUUACUUAAUGGAGACAGUCUUGACCUAAAACGCCUGAUUAUAUUUAAUUUACAUUCUUUAAUGCUUUUUUUUGUCUCUCUGUAAAAAAGACUGAAAUAUUUUAUGUUUGAACAUAUCAUAUAGUCAAUGUUCAGCACAAAUGAUUAGAUUUUGUUUUUUUUAUUCUGAAAUGGUGCCAUCUAGUAUUUACCGCAAAUAAGGGAAUUCUUGAUACAUUAAAAUAAGUAGUGAAGGCCA